GCUCUGUUCUCGUCGCUUGCGCGCUGCUCGCUCUUGGAGCCGAGGCACCCGGCGACCUCGGUGCUCAGCCCCUACUUCGGCACCAAAACUCGCUACGAGGAUGUCAACCCCGGGCUGCUGUCGGACCCCGAGGCUCCGAGGCGGGACCCGGAGCUGCUAGAGGGGACCUGCACCCCGGUGCAGCUGGUCUCCCUCAUCCGCCACGGCACCCGCUACCCCACGGCCAAACAG
Fukomys damarensis (Damara mole-rat) is the source of this 231-nucleotide messenger RNA. Its product is annotated as multiple inositol polyphosphate phosphatase 1-like. The transcript has a single exon. The record is from RefSeq and is a predicted model, not a curated record. Lineage: Eukaryota; Metazoa; Chordata; Mammalia; Rodentia; Bathyergidae. The annotation marks the transcript as partial.